Molecule: messenger RNA, 2231 nt
Organism: Mangifera indica (mango)
Lineage: Eukaryota; Viridiplantae; Streptophyta; Magnoliopsida; Sapindales; Anacardiaceae
Product: SRSF protein kinase 2
Exons: 5
Coding region: 256-1917 (553 amino acids)
Biological process (GO): regulation of mRNA processing; spliceosomal complex assembly; protein phosphorylation
Molecular function (GO): ATP binding; protein kinase activity
Source: RefSeq, a predicted model, not a curated record
CCAAAGAGUAUAUCUGUUCAUCCUCAUCAUUCCAACAUAUCCGCUUGAAGGCUGACACCUCACUCAACCACCAUUUGUAACAGGUGAGUAAUAAAUCACCCAAACUUGAAAAGGAUCCGGACCCGAUUUGUACGCUCCAUCAAAUUCAAACUUUGAGGAUUGCAAUUUCAAUCAAAGACUCUGUGUUUGCAAAUGCAAGCCGAUCUAUUAUUGUAAUUUAACUCUAACCCUAACUUGAAAUUUGGUCGAUAUUUGAUGGCGGAGAGGCCGCCGGAGGAUGAUCGUAGCAGCGAAGAGAGCAGCGACUGCACGUCUGAGGACGAAGGAAUCGAGGAUUACAGGCGUGGUGGAUAUCAUGCCGUUAGAAUUGGUGACGCCUUCAAAAACGGCCGUUAUGUUGUGCAAUCGAAGCUCGGCUGGGGACAUUUCUCCACCGUUUGGCUCGCUUGGGACACUCAAAAAACCCACUAUGUAGCUCUGAAGGUUCAAAAGAGUGCUCAGCACUACACUGAGGCGGCUAUGGAUGAGAUAACUAUCUUACAACAAAUUGCAGAGGGAGACCCAGAUGACAAAAAAUGUGUAGUAAAGCUCUUGGAUCAUUUUAAGCAUUCGGGCCCAAAUGGACAACAUGUUUGUAUGGUUUUUGAGUACUUAGGGGAUAAUCUUUUGACCCUUAUUAAGUAUAGUGAUUAUCAUGGAGUCCCUGUUCAUAGGGUUAAAGAGAUCUGUUACCAUAUAUUAGUGGGCUUAGAUUACUUGCACAGACAGCUCUCUAUUAUACACACUGAUCUGAAACCAGAGAAUAUAUUGCUCUUGUCCAUGAUAGAUCCCUCUAAGGAUCCCAGAAAAUCAGGCGCUCCUCUCAUUCUUCCCAAUAAAGAUAAGAUUCUGUUGGAGGCUCUGGAUGGGAAUUCAAAUGGAGGUUUGACAAGAAAUCAGAAGAAAAAAGUUAGAAGGAAGGCUAAGCAUGUAGCUCUGGGGUGUGUGGGGAAGGAUGUUGCUACUGAAGGUGAUGCAAAUCCUGAAACGUUUGAUGCAGUGGAGUCAUCUCUUAAUGCAAAAUCAAGUGUGGAUUUGGUGGGAGACCUGCCAAGUAGUUCUGCCAGUGGAAGUAAGGAAUCAGAUGCUGAUGCAACAAAGGCUACUGGAUCCGGGAAGCUAGGUAAUAAACGGGGGAGCCGUUCUACAAGGAAGAAACUGCUCCAAUCAGUAGACUUGAAGUGCAAAUUAGUGGACUUUGGAAAUGCUUGUUGGACGUACAAACAGUUUACGAAUGAUAUUCAAACAAGACAGUAUAGGUGCCCGGAGGUGAUCUUAGGUUCUAAAUAUUCUACAUCAGCAGAUCUUUGGUCCUUUGCUUGCAUUUGUUUUGAGCUUGCAACUGGUGAUGUACUCUUUGAUCCUCACAGCGGUGACAACUUUGACAGGGAUGAGGAUCACUUAGCACUGAUGAUGGAGCUUCUUGGAAUGAUGCCUCGAAAGAUUGCUUUAGGUGGCCGGUAUUCUCGGGACUUUUUUAAUAGAUAUGGUGAUCUUAGGCAUAUUCGUCGGUUGCGCUUCUGGCCUCUUAAUAAGGUUCUUAUGGAGAAAUAUGAAUUUAGCGAGCAAGAUGCAAAUAACAUGACUGACUUCUUGGUUCCAAUCCUUGAUUUUGUCCCUGAGAAGCGGCCCACUGCAGCUCAGUGCCUUCUUCAUCCAUGGAUGAAUGCAGUCCCUUGUAGCUUAGAGCCAUCUAUGCCUGCUACCCAAAAUCAUGCUGCUGACAAUCUCAAGUCUGAGAAAAAAGAGAGAGAGAAGGAUGAGAGAGAGGCAAUGGAAGCUGGAAUGAGUAAUAUUUCUAUCAGUGUGGAUUUAAAAUCAGGCAAAGAUACGGAGUCUAGCAGUAAAACCACGAAGGUUUUAUCUAGCAAUACCUAAGCGGUUGGACGCAGAAGGGAUACCUUUUGAUUCGAAUCCUUGCAAGAGCUCGAGUACAACAAAAGCUUAAGAAGGAUAAGUGCAUGCACAAUUAUUUGUUGGGGUAUAUACAUCUCCUACUUUAUAUCUUUUAUCUUUAUUUUUAUAUAUUUAUUUUUAUAAUUGUUAUUGUUCAAUUUAUUGUGUGAUCAAUGUAGUAAGGCACUGCAUGCCAUUCUUAUAUAUAUAUAUAUAUAUAUAUAUCUCUUUGAUCAUGCUACAUUACUUGUAAGAAAAAAAGUUCAUUUAUUUUUAAUUCAGACUUUUGAGUAGUA